AUGGCCUACAUUUUAGCAGUCACACCUCUCCUCUCUAUUCCGUGGAAGAUUUUGAUGGGAUACAUUGCUGACCGUACGCAAAGCAUAACUAAAAUCUUGCUGACUCUUCAAUUGGUUGCAGUUCUAUUCUACGGCUUUCUCUACUUCAGUGAUUUUAUGAUCAAAACGGCCGAACCAAACGGGGAGGUAUCAUGCCCAGAAAGAAACGUAACGAUUUUCAACUCAAUCUCUGUGUGCGUCCAACCGCCGGAGAAGUGUUUCGUCUCGUGUCCAACGUAUACCACCGAAUUCACCGAGAUCGAUGUAAGCUACAUUUUUCAGAACGCUUCCACCAUUUGCCACACUCUCUGGAAUGGCACAUCUGGUUACCACAGCAGCGCCUGUCAGUUCAAGUGCUCUUGCCAAGCAGGUUUGACAGAUCAACGAGUUGUGUGGUUCUAUGCCGUGUUUCAUGCCCUCGCGUCGUUGUGUUUGGGGGCUGUGGUUGUUAUAUCUGACGCCGGCGUUUCAGAGAUACUGGGUGAAAAUGUGAGGGACUUCGGAUGGCAGCGAAUGGGAGGGGCAAUCGGUAUGGGUGCCGCUGGUCCUAUCGUGGGAGCAUUAAUUGAUGCAGCCAACCGAUGGACGGGUGGACGAUCAGGCUACCUUCCGAGCUACUUCGUCUAUGCACUGGUCAUUAUUAUGGAUAGUGUCCUCCUCUGUUGCAUGCCCACUCUUCGGAUGCCCAAGCUAUCGGUCAACUUUUUCAAGGACAUCUCUGCUGCGUUCAUCAAUGUCGAAAUGGCCGUAUUCGCCUUCUGGACAUGCGCCUUCGGGGCCUGUAUUUCAAUCGCCAUGUCGUACAACACGUGGUUUUUGGAGGACAUAGGAGCCUCUAAACUGAUAAUUGGAUUAAUAUCAGCAGUCAGUUGCAUUUGCGUAGAACUGCCCUUCUUUUCCGCGUCCGCUUGGAUUCUGAAACAAACGCGGUAUUAUCCCUCGUAUAUAUUGACGUUCUUGAUCUUCGGUGUGAGGUACAUUGGCACUGCCUUUCUCUACAACCCGUGGUUCGCGCUACUCGUCGAACCCGUCAUCGGGGCUGCAGUUCCACUCGGGGUACCCGCCAUGACUGUGUUCGCUAAAGAGGUGGCGCCGGAAGGUACCGCGGCAUCCGUCUUGUGCAUCCUCAACAUUUGCUACGAAGCCAUUGCCCGGGGCCGCACAAUGUCAUGCGGGUCUGCAAUUGGUCGGAAAAACGGUAUCUCCGAAGAGACCAUAGCCUACAUUCUGACGGUCACAACUCUACUCAACAUUUUGUGGAAGCCUCUGAUGGGGUACAAUUUUGACCGGACGCAAAACGUAAUCAAGGUCUUGCUGACGUUCUAA
Molecule: messenger RNA, 1365 nt
Organism: Ixodes scapularis (black-legged tick)
Lineage: Eukaryota; Metazoa; Arthropoda; Arachnida; Ixodida; Ixodidae
Exons: 2
Coding region: 1-1365 (454 amino acids)
Cellular component (GO): membrane
Source: RefSeq, a predicted model, not a curated record